GCCUGCGGGCGACGUCCCGGGACUGGCUUUGGACCGAGAGGAGCGCUUUUCGCCCUUCCCGCUGAGGAGGCGCCCCAGGAGAAGCGCCGUCGCGCGAGGUCCGAGAAGAUGGCCAAGGCCAACAGCACCACCAGACAGCUUUGGAAGUUCCUCUGGACCGCUGCCCUCACCCUCUGCGUCCGUCUGCAGACAACAGCAGAACAGUUACAAGAGGCUUACUUCCUGCCUGAAUUUGUACUUUCCCCACAAGGAAGUUUUUUAGAAGACACUGCAGGAGAGCAGUUCCUUACUUACCGCUUUGAUGAUCAGACUUCAAGAAUCACCCAGCCAAAUGAAGAUAAAGAAAGUGGCUGGGAUGCCUGGGGAGCGUGGAGUGAUUGCUCACGGACCUGUGGAGGAGGUGCCUCCUAUUCAUUGCGGAGAUGUUUAAAUGGCAGAAACUGUCAAGGCAGAAAUAUCCGAUAUAAAACCUGCAGCAAUACUGACUGUCCUGCAGACUCUGGUGACUUCCGUGCCCAGCAAUGCUCAGCCUACAACGAUGUCAAGUACCAAGGACACUUUUAUGAAUGGAUCCCUGUCUUUGAUGACUCCAUCUCUCCAUGUGCCUUGAAGUGCCAAGCUUUGGGGAGACCUUUGAUCGUUGAGCUUGCUCCCAAAGUUCUGGAUGGCACCCGCUGUAAUGCCAAGUCCUUGGAUAUGUGCAUCAGUGGAAUAUGUCAGGCCGUAGGUUGUGAUCGACAGCUUGGGAGUCUCGCCAAAGAAGACAACUGUGGGGUCUGCUCAGGUGAUGGUUCCACCUGCCGACUGGUGAGAGGGCAAACCAAGACUCACCUUUCCUCAGAAAAAAGGGAGGAAACUAUGAUUGCUGUUCCACACGGAAGUCGCAGUGCAAGAAUUACUAUAAAAGGACCAGCACAACUUGCUAUUGAAUCAAAGACACUGCAGGGAGAUACUGAAGAACACAGUUUCAAUGUCCCUGGAAUGUACAUCAUUGAAAACACAACGGUUGAAUUUCAGAAGGGCCCAGAGAGAGAAACGAUAAAAAUCCCAGGGCCUCUUGGCGCUGAUUUCAUUGUCAAGGCCAGAUAUACUGCUGCCAAAGAUAGCACGGUUCAGUUCUUCUUCUAUCAACCCAUAAGUCACCAGUGGAAGCAGACAGAAUUCUUCCCUUGCACAGUGACAUGUGGAGGAGGUUACCAGCUGAACUCUGCAGAAUGCAUGGACAUCCGUUCCAAGCGGGUGGUGCCAGACCAGUAUUGCCAUUAUUAUCCUGAAAACAAGAAACCCAAACCAAAGCUGAAGGAGUGCAAUAUGGAUCCCUGCCCUUCAAGUGAUGGAUUUAAGGAAAUCAUGCCCUAUGAUCAUUUCCAGCCACUUCCCCGCUGGGAGCACAAUCCUUGGACCACUUGCUCAGUUUCAUGUGGAGGAGGAAUUCAGAGAAGAAGCUUUGUCUGCGUGGAAGAGACCAUGCAUGGAGAGAUACUGCAAGUAGACGAGUGGAAAUGUAUGUAUGCUCCUAAGCCCAGGGUCAUGCAAGCUUGCAACCUGUAUGAUUGUCCUAAAUGGAUAGCUCUGGAGUGGUCACAGUGCACUGUGACCUGUGGCCGAGGGUUACGCUACCGAGUGGUUCUGUGUAUUGAUCAUCGUGGACAACAUACCGGCGGUUGCAAUCCUCAACUAAAACUCCACAUAAAAGAAGAGUGUCUCGUGCCAGUCCCUUGUUAUAAACCCAAAGAAAAAAGCCCGGUUGAAGCCAGAAUGCCUUGGUUCAAGCAAGCCCAUGAAAUGGAAGAGAUCAGGACCGUGUCUGAAGAACCCACGUGA
Messenger RNA from Pseudonaja textilis, 1824 nucleotides. The record is from RefSeq and is a predicted model, not a curated record. NCBI's taxonomy places the organism in Eukaryota, Metazoa, Chordata, Lepidosauria, Squamata, Elapidae.